Molecule: messenger RNA, 1644 nt
Organism: Lathyrus sativus (Indian pea)
Lineage: Eukaryota; Viridiplantae; Streptophyta; Magnoliopsida; Fabales; Fabaceae
Source: the annotation of a GenBank genome assembly
AUGACACAGAACACCAUCACUUACCCUCAUUGGUAUUCAUCAAAAACUGGCAUUUACAAUAGUAUUCACUCUCCUAUAAAUCUUCCUACCGACCCUUUUAUUGACAUUGUUUCCUUCCUUUUUUCUCAUUCUCAUGAUGGGGUUCUGGCUCUUACUGAUUCCUCAUCUGGGUCUUCCAUUUCUUACUCAAAGUUGUUACCUUUAGUUAAAACCGUGGCUUCUGGUUUGAACAAAAUGGGUGUUAAACAAGGUGAUGUUGUUUUGCUUUUACUUCCAAAUUCAAUUUACUAUCCUGUUAUACUAUUCGCUGUUCUUUACUUAGGUGCUGUUUUUACACCAUUGAAUCCUCUAAGUAGUGUUUCUGAAAUUCAGAAGCAGGUUAAUCAGUGUGGUGUGAGUUUUGCUUUUACUGUACCUGAAAAUAUUAAGAAACUAGAGAUAUUAGCCUUUCCUAUUAUUGCUGUGCCAGAGAAUGACAAGGAUUUGAAGAAUGAGUGUUUCUCUUGUUUUUUUAGCCUUAUUUAUGGUAACUUUGAUUUUCCUCAAAGGCCAAUUGUUAAGCAAGAAGAUACUGCUGGUGUAUUGUAUUCUUCUGGGACCACAGGUGUGAGCAAAGGGGUUGUUUUAACUCAUAGAAAUCUUAUUUCUAUGGUUCAGCAUUUUGUGAGAUUUGAAGCUUCUCAAUAUGAAUACUCUUGUUCCAAGACUGUGUAUCUAGCUGUUUUGCCAAUGUUCCAUGUAUAUGGUUUAUCGCUGUUCGCUGUUGGAUUAUUGUCGUUGGGUUCUACAAUCGUUGUAAUGAGGAAAUUUGAUAUUGAUGAGGUUAUUAAAGUGAUUGUGAAAUAUAAUGUUACACACUUUCCUGUUGUUCCACCGAUGUUAUCGGCGUUGACAAUGAAGGUAAAGGGUGUUAAUGGAAGUAAAUUGCAGAGUUUGAGACAGGUCUCCUGCGGUGCAGCGUCUUUGGGCAUGGAAGUUAUUAAUGGUUUUGUCCGUGCUUUCCCUAAUGUUGAUUUUAUACAGGGGUAUGGAAUGACCGAGUCGACCGCAGUAGGAACACGAGGCUUCAAUACUGAAAAAUUUCACAACUAUUCUUCAAUAGGAUUGUUAGCUCCAAACAUGGAGGCAAAAGUUGUAGACUGGAUCAAUGGUGCCUUUUUGCCCCCAGGCAGCAGCGGCGAGCUUUGGUUGAGAGGACCUUCGAUUAUGAAAGGAUACUUGAAUAACAAGGAAGCUACAAUGUCAACAAUCAAUAAAGAUGGUUGGCUACGUACUGGAGAUAUUGUUUAUUUUGAUCAAGAUGGAUAUUUACAUUUGUCUGAUCGCUUGAAAGACAUUAUCAAAUACAAGGGUUUUCAGAUUGCUCCUGCUGAUUUAGAAGCUGUGUUAAUAUUGCAUCCUGAAAUAGUUGAUGUUGCUGUUACAGCUGCCAAAGAUGAAGAAAUCGGGGAGAUUCCAGUGGCAUUUGUGGUCAAGAAGGUUGGAAGUCUACUUUCUCCGAAGCAUGUUAUUGAUUACGUCGCCAAAGAGGUUGCUCCAUACAAGAAGGUUCGGAAAGUUUUCUUCACCAACAAGAUACCAAGGUCUCCGACCGGGAAGAUCCUCCGAAGAGAACUCACGCAUUGCUUGAAUUCUAAACUCUAA